UUACUGCAAAGGAAACAUGUAUUCGAAAAAUCUGUGGUAGCCAAAUCCAACAGUAAGACGUUUCUUAUCGACAUUCUAUUGGAAGCAUGUCAUGAAGGAAGAUUAACUCGACAAGAACUUUUGGAUCAUGUGAAUACAAUGUUAUCCGCAGCCAUUGACACAACUGCCGUUACAAUAAAUUUUGUGACUUUUAUGCUCGCAAAUUUCCCAGAAGUACAGGAAAAAGCAUACAAAGAAUUAUCAGAAAUUUAUGGCAAUGAAUCUCCAAAAUCUGUACCAAUUAAAUAUGAUGAUUUGCAAAAAAUGGAUUAUUUGAAUCAAGUUAUUAAGGAAACAAUGAGACUCUUCCCUGCUGUUCCUGUGAUUGGACGAAUUUUAACAGAAGAUUUAAAAAUAGGAGAAACUAUUUUACCUAAAGGAGCUGAAACAAUUAUGUCUAUAUUACAUAUGCACCGAAAUAAGAAACAUUGGUCGAAUCCCUUGAUGUUCGAUCCAGAUAGAUUUCUUCCAGAAAAAAAAGAGCAUUAUUCGAAAUAUUUCAUACCGUUUAGUAACGGACUCAGAAAUUGUAUUGGUCAAAAAUAUGCGAUGAUUUCUAUGAAAGUCAUUCUAGCAACAUUGAUACGAACGUUUGAAUUUAAAGUAGAUAAAAAUAUCAAAAUAGAUGAAAUAAAACUUAAUACAGACAUAUCAAUGAGUACUGUAGAUCCUCUGAAAGUUAAAAUAAAAAAGGGAUUAUUAAAUUUAACAAAUGUAACAAUUUAGGUUAAAAGAAUAUGUAAAUGGG
This is a messenger RNA of Linepithema humile (Argentine ant), 787 nucleotides long. Lineage: Eukaryota; Metazoa; Arthropoda; Insecta; Hymenoptera; Formicidae. The record is from RefSeq and is a predicted model, not a curated record.